This is a messenger RNA of Planococcus citri (citrus mealybug), 1790 nucleotides long. Its product is annotated as UDP-glucosyltransferase 2-like. The coding region runs from base 216 to 1784 and encodes 522 amino acids. The record is from RefSeq and is a predicted model, not a curated record. Gene Ontology annotation, molecular function: UDP-glycosyltransferase activity. The transcript is spliced from 5 exons. Lineage: Eukaryota; Metazoa; Arthropoda; Insecta; Hemiptera; Pseudococcidae.
AUUUGGUAUAGAUAAGCAGUCGGGAUCAGCACUAGCUCAGUAUUGAAAAUACAGCCAAUCUGCGAUAGCUUGCGAAGUUCAAGUUUUUGUUAAACUUAUUACUAGUGUGAAUAUUUAGCAUUUCAUCGCAAUAAUUGUAACACUCAAACAAAUAUUUGGGAAUUCAAAGUAACGAAGACGCAGAAAAAACAUCACAUCUUGAACUCGCCGAAAAAAUGUACCUAUAUAAUACAGCGAUCUUUUUCUUGAUACUCUUUUUUUAUAAUAAUCCGGUAGCAGAAUCCGCCAAAAUACUGGGUAUUUUUCCAGUACUAAGUAGAAGCCACCAUUCGAUAAACCAACCAAUUGUCAAAGGCUUAGCAUCUAGAGGUCACCAAGUCACUGUAAUUAGUGCUUUCAAAUCAAACGACAAUGUACCGAAUUAUACGGAAAUUCUCAUCUCAGAGACGGAGGAACAUCGGAAUUGGGUAGACACUGUUACAAUUGAAGAUAGUGCUAAUUUCGUAGGAGCUCGAAAAGUUAUGGAAAAUUCAGUUGCUAUGGACUUGUCACAUUGCAAUAAGGUUCCCGAUGUAGAAUACAUAAAACAAUUGAUACAUUUUACAGAUAAAGAUAAUAAAAUUGAUUUAAUCAUGGCUGAGGUUUACCACCUUCAGUGUAUUCAUCUAUUAGCUCAUAAAUUAAACGUCCCUUUGAUAAUUGUGCAGCCUUUGAGCAUUCAAAUGGGAGCUGACUAUUUCGCUGGGAAUCCAUUCGUUCCAUCUACCACGCCAAUGAGCUAUACAGCGUUUACAACAAAAAUGAAUUUUUGGCAACGUUUUGUGAAUGUUUUUGAGUAUGCGGUGACAUACUGGUAUCAUAAUUUCGUACACAAUAAAGAUAUGGGCACAUAUGCCCGUAAACAUUUCAAUAUGGAAUUGCCGUCAGAUGAAGAGCUUCACAGAAGAACAGCUUUGGUAUUUUAUAAUAAUCAUGCUAGUUUAAUUUCAAGACCAAAAUCUCCCAAUGCUAUUGAUAUAGCCGGAAUUCAUAUCAAAGAACCAGAAAAAUUGCCUAAGGAUGUAGAAGAAUUCAUCGAAGGGGCUGCUCAUGGAGUAAUUUUCUUUUCUUUUGGAACCACGAUUAGAGCAAGCAGUAUAUCACCAGAAAAACUGCGAGCAAUCAAAGCUGCCUUUUCAGGCAUACCUCAAAGAGUGCUAUGGAGAGUAAACGAUUUGAACUUGACUGAUGUUCCUCCAAAUGUCAAAUUAGGUAAAUGGUUUCCUCAACGAGAUGUAUUAGAGCACAAGAAUGUAAUCUCAUUUAUUAGCCAUUGUGGUUUGCAAGGAACACUGGAAGCUAUUCACACUGCAACUCCAGUCAUUGCAAUUCCCUUCGCAUUCGAUCAAUUCCAAAAUGCCAAAAUAUUAGUCGAACGUGAAGUGGGUAUCGAAGUUGACUAUUUUGAAAUGAAUAAAGAUACUCUCAUCGAUGCCAUUAAAGAAAUCACGACAAACACCAAAUACCAAGAGAAUAUCAUUCGGUGGUCGAAUAUUUUCAAAGAUAGACCCAUGUCUGCUCUAGAUGAAGCGUUGUAUUGGACAGAAUACGUAUUAAAGCAUCGAGGAGCUCCGCAUUUGAGAACAGCAGCCGCUGAUAUGCCAUUAUAUCAGUACCUUCUCUUGGAUGUACUUGGAUUAGUACUGUUUACUGUCAUAUGUUUUUUGUACUGUUUAAAAUUAUUUUUUAAAUGCAUAAUUUUCUUCGUAUGUAGGCAGAAUCCCCCAAAAAUUAAAACACAAUAAUACGUA